GUUGUAGAUCAUGUGACCAUACGAAUGGUCACAUGAUUCUGCUAAUUUUUCGUUUUGUUUAUUUUGUAAUUUCUCUAAUACGUGACCUGAAGAAGCAGUAGAUGUGGCUUUAAGAAAUUUGUUAUUUGACAGCGUUUGAAAAUUCCUUCGCUUCAAGUUCCAACUAUACAAUGUCUUGGGUAGUGGACAUUUGUUUUUUACUUGUUGUGUCAUCGAGCACUUUAUCAGCUCUUCCUCUCGUAAUUAAUACGUGGGCCUUCAGAAAAGCAACCGACAAAGCAUGGCAGACUCUCCAUUCUGGGUCUUCAGCACUAGAUGCAGUAGAGAAAGGCUGUCAACAGUGUGAAAUUGAUCAAUGCGAUGGAAGUGUGGGAUAUGGAGGUAGCCCGGAUGAAAGAGGAGAAACAACCUUAGAUGCAAUGAUUAUGAAUGGUGACACAAUGGAAGUGGGUUCAGUUGCAGAUCUUCGCAGGAUCAAGAAUGCUAUUGGAGUUGCACGAGCAGUAAUGGAGUACUCCAGACAUACUCUUUUAGUUGGUGAAUCAGCCUCCCUUUUUGCUCAAAAUAUGGGUUUUAUUUCUGAGGAUUUAGAAACUAACACAUCACUAUCUAUAUUCGCAAAUUGGCUCAAUAAGAACUGCCAGCCAAACUUUUGGCAGAAUGUUUCUCCAGACCCCUUGGAGUCGUGUGGUCCAUAUAAGCCAGCACCUGGAGUGCAAAAAAGAGAGAGACUUCCAAAAAUUAUUAUUCAAAACCAUGACACUAUUGGAAUGAUUGUGGUUGACAGCUUUGGUCAUGUGGCAGUUGGAACAUCAACAAAUGGAGCAACACAUAAAAUUGCAGGCCGUGUGGGAGAUUCACCAAUUCCUGGAGCAGGAGCCUAUGCAGACAGCACAGCUGGAGGAGCAGCAGCCACUGGAGAUGGUGAUAUAAUGAUGCGAUUCCUUCCAAGCUAUCAAGCAGUGGAGUAUAUGAGGACAGGAAUGGAUCCAUCUCUUGCUUGUGGAAAAGUGAUCAGCAGAAUCAAGAAAUACUUUCCAAGUUUCUUUGGAGCCAUUAUAUGUGCUAAUUCAACUGGAAGUUAUGGUGCUUCAUGUAACAGAAUACCACAGUUAACACAAUUCAGCUUCAUGGUGUAUAAUUCGUCAGUUGAUGGACCAGUCCAAAAUGUGGUGACUUGUAUUUAAAUGCAUAAUUGAUAAAGAAUGAGUAUUAUUUGACUUUGUUUAGUUUAAUAAAGGAUGAACAAUUUGUAAUAUUCAUGUUUUCAAAAAUCAUUAAGAACAUUCAAUGAAUUAAUUUAAUUGAUUUAUUUUGCAAUUGUGAGUGUAACUAUUAAAGAAUCAUUUUACAGUAUUAACCAAAUAAAAUAUUUUGAUAUUAACAGUUUUAAUUUUUUCAUUAGGUUACUGAUAUGUCACCAGUUCAUCCUGGUGCAAGAUUGGGCACGGCUGCAUGUUGUCCCCGGGCUACUCAAAAAUAUCUAAUAUUCCAGCCCGCAUGAGGUGUUCUUAACAAGAUACUACAACAGUUGGUUUGUCUAAAUGUAAUAUAUCGUUAUGCAGUGUCAUCCAAAAGUAAUACGAUAACCCAAGCUUGUACCAUUCAAUUAUGGAAAGUGUGUAACUCCACUAUGUAAAUGACAGUUAUGUAUGAUUUUAGAUCAAAAGUUCCCAAACUUUUUUCGGCCACAAACCCCUUUACCAAAAACUUUUAAAACCGUCGACCCCCUAGUCAUU
This is a messenger RNA of Polypterus senegalus (gray bichir), 1739 nucleotides long. It is a transcript of the gene aga, whose product is annotated as aspartylglucosaminidase. Gene Ontology annotation, cellular component: lysosome. The transcript has 9 exons. Gene Ontology annotation, molecular function: N4-(beta-N-acetylglucosaminyl)-L-asparaginase activity. Bases 171 to 1187 code for a protein of 338 amino acids. Gene Ontology annotation, biological process: protein deglycosylation. Lineage: Eukaryota; Metazoa; Chordata; Cladistia; Polypteriformes; Polypteridae. The record is from RefSeq and is a predicted model, not a curated record.